UUCAAGAGGCGCGAGUUUUCAAAUUGGAAUCUUUUGUUUUCUUUCUUCAUCCAAACUUUUUACUCAAUUUUCAUCCCUAAAUAGCGAAAUUCAAGAGCCAGGAAGCUAUAAAUAUAUGCUUUAGUUCUUAAUAUGGCCUGCAGAGAGGCUAUUGGUUUCCACGAUGGCAAGAAUUGAACAAAACAAGUCGUUCAACUGCUUCAUCGAAAGAUAACAAUGGCUGGAAAAUCUGAAAACAAAGAUAAUUUGGCGACUAAACUUUGGGAAGUUGGUUCCACUUUAGGCUGGUUCGAGAGAUCAGUGGAUGAUUUAAUUGCAAAGAUAAGUAAAGAGAUAAAUGACCUCAAAUUAGACGAUUCAAAUAAGGGAUUGAAGAAAGAAUGUAAAGUUUCUCCUAAACAAAUCAUCAUCAUUGAUGAUAAUGAUGAUGGUGAUGACAGUAAAGUUUCCAAAUCCUUUGGUAAACAAUUUAACAACAACAAGACAGUAGAGACAGUAGUAGAGGGUAUCAGAUUACCCAAGACAAAACCUGAUGAUGACAGCCCUUUCCUUCUUCCACAUAAGAGUCUUAGAGAAAGAGUCCUCAAGAGAUACAAUCCAGAACACAGCACAGGAAGUGAUUCAGAUGAUCUGGAUUCUUUUUUAGUCAAAGUGAGGACACCUAAACCUCCACGAUGGAGUGACUCUCCACAGGACAGUAUUCAAUCARGGGACGGCCCAAGAAAACCAGAUGAUCUUGAUGAUUUUAUCGUCCAAGACGACUUUGUCCUGGAAGAAGAGGAAAAUGAAUAUGAUGAAGUAUUUCAAGUGGAAGAUGACAGUGACGAAGAAAAAGAAAACCUAGAAGAGAAUUUUGUUACUCCAUUGCAUCCACCAUCAAGGAUCUCUGGAAAAACAUUUGGUCAUUCAUGGAAAACACCCGUUAGUGCCAGGAAAACCCAGCCACGCCCUGCCACAGACAACACAAAGAGACCUAACAGUGCUCUAGAAUCAAUCAUCACACCUUACUCUACACACAAAGAAUUUAAGAAGAAUAAAGACUCUCUUGUCAAGGAACUUUUUCAGCUGUACAAUGCUACAGUCUUUGAAAAUAAGCUGCCUUCUGAUUUUGGCAUCACAUGGAACAACAAGAUGAGAAGCACUGCAGGGUUUUGUUAUUAUGGAAGGAAAAAUGGUGUCUCAACUGCCAGGAUAGAACUGGCUGACAAAGUCAUUGAUUCUGCAGAUCGAUUGCGUGACACUUUGAUCCAUGAGAUGUGUCACGCUGCUACCUGGUUGAUCAAUGGAGUUCGAGCCGGUCACGGUCCCAUGUGGAAAAACUGGGCAAGAAGAGCAAACUUCAUCCAUAAGGAUCUGCCUCCAAUCAGCCGUUGCCAUAGCUACAAGAUCAAUGCCAAGUAUACCUACCAUUGUACCAAUGAAUUCUGCUCCAACUCAAUUGGUCGACAUUCCAAGUCACUUGAUCUCGAGAAGUACAGAUGUGCAUACUGUCACAGUCGCUUCGAGCUCCAGCCCCAGCUAAAGAAAGAUGGCACUCCCCAGUCAGCAAGAACACCUAACAGAUUUGCCCAGUUCGUCAAAGACAAUUACGGCAAAGUAAAGAAAACUGGCAUGGCGCACAAAGAGGUCAUGAGGGAAUUAAGUAGCCAGUUUARUUUAAUGAGCACCAAAUAACAACCAAUUUCUCAUCGCUAGAAAAUGUACUUUUUUCGUUGAAAAAAGAUCGGGCAAGUUUUAGUCAGUACUUGCGUCAAGUCGAUAACUUCAUGAUCGUCACUAAUAUUUCCUGAUAAAAGAAUUUUUGAAUGGAAAAGGUUCGCCCUCUUYUGACGUUGAAACCACCCUACUUCGACACUUGAGUAUAAUCCUAUCUCCACUUCAAAUUGGGCCAUUGGCGAUCUGGUGAGCAAAGUGAAUUGUAUGAUUAGAAUUAUGGAAUAAGUUAUUAGAUAUAUGUUGUGAUAUAUGAGGAUUAAGAAGAAAAUCUUUAUUAAGAAGGAACAAAUGGAAUGCAAUGUGUAUAUUGAGGCAUUAUGGGAAGGAGGGGGUGUUUACUUAAUAUCUAAUAUUUAUUAUUCUUUAUGCAUACAGUGAUUUUUAUGAAAGCAGAAAAUGUUUUACCAAGUGGCUAAAUCAUAUUCACAUACUAAUGGCAAACCGUCGUAUUGCAUUGCACCAUCACGCGAUGGCAGCCAUGACAGGAGGCAGGAACAAUUGAAUCUUGUCGAAUCUGGUUUACAUAAGAAAGAAUUCAGUUUUGCAGGGGUAAAAUACUAUUGUUGUGCCUCCCGUCAUGGCUGCCAUUAUGUGAUGGUGCAAAGCCAUUCUACAUGUUUCCUAAUUAUACAAUAAAGACACAAUA
Messenger RNA from Actinia tenebrosa (Australian red waratah sea anemone), 2362 nucleotides. RefSeq lists its product as uncharacterized. Gene Ontology annotation, cellular component: nucleus. NCBI's taxonomy places the organism in Eukaryota, Metazoa, Cnidaria, Anthozoa, Actiniaria, Actiniidae. The record is from RefSeq and is a predicted model, not a curated record.